AUGGUUCUCCUGUCACUUUGGUUGAUAGCAGCCGCUCUGGUAGAGGUUAGGACUUCAGCUGAUGGACAAGCUGGGAAUGAAGAAAUGGUGCAAAUAGAUUUACCAAUAAAGAGACAGAGUGAGUAUGAGCUGGUGACUCCAGUCAGCACAAAUUUUGAAGGACACUAUCUCUCCCAUAUUCUUUCUGCAAAUCACAAAAGGAGGUCACCGAGGGACGUGUCUUCCAACUCUGAGCAAUUGUUCUUUAACAUCACAGCAUUUGGAAGAGAUUUUCAUCUGCGACUAAGGCCCAAUACUCAGCUAGUAGCUCCUGGGGCUGUUGUGGAAUGGCACGAGACAUCUCUGGUGCCUGAGAAUAUAACUGACCCCAUUAAUGAUCAUCAAGCAGGAAAUGCUUCAGAAAGAAUCUGGAAAACAGAGCCUUUGCAGACUAACUGUGCUUAUGUUGGUGACAUCAUGGACAUUCCAGGAACCUCUGUUGCCAUUAGCAACUGUGACGGUCUGGCUGGAAUGAUAAAAAGUGAUGAUGAGGAAUAUUUCAUUGAGCCUUUGGAAAGAGGUAAGCAGAUGGAGGAAAAAAAUGGAAGGAUUCAUGUUGUCUACAAGAGAUCAGCAGUAGAACGGGCUCCCGUAAACAUGUCCCACGACUGCCAAUACAGAGAGUCGAAUCUGGGAGGCCCUGACGAUGUAGAUCCUAUUUCCAGCAGCAUUGACCAGCAGCUGAAGGAGGCAGUGAGACGCCGCAGACACACGGGAGAGAAUGACUACAACAUCGAGGUGCUGCUGGGGGUGGACGACUCCGUGGUCCGCUUCCAUGGCAAAGAGCACGUCCAGAACUACCUCCUCACCCUGAUGAACAUUGUGAAUGAAAUUUACCACGAUGAGUCCCUUGGAGUGCACAUAAAUGUGGUCCUGGUGCGCAUGAUAAUGCUGGGUUAUGCAAAGUCCAUCAGCCUCAUUGAAAGGGGAAACCCAUCCAGGAGCUUGGAGAACGUGUGUCGCUGGGCUUGCCAACAACAAAAGUCUGAUCCGAACCACUCUGAACACCACGAUCAUGCAAUUUUCUUAACCAGGCAAGACUUUGGACCUGCUGGAAUGCAAGGAUAUGCUCCAGUCACAGGCAUGUGUCAUCCAGUGAGAAGCUGUACCCUGAAUCACGAGGAUGGUUUUUCAUCUGCUUUUGUAGUAGCCCAUGAGACUGGCCAUGUGCUGGGAAUGGAGCACGACGGACAAGGCAACAGGUGUGGUGAUGAGACCGCUAUGGGGAGUGUCAUGGCCCCCUUGGUGCAAGCAGCGUUUCAUCGUUACCACUGGUCCCGGUGCAGUGGCCAAGAACUGAAGAGAUACAUCCAUUCCUAUGACUGUCUCCUUGAUGACCCUUUUGAACAUGAUUGGCCCAAACUCCCAGAACUUCCUGGAAUCAAUUACUCUAUGGAUGAGCAAUGUCGUUUUGACUUUGGGGUUGGUUAUAAAAUGUGCACUGCGUUCCGAACAUUUGACCCAUGUAAACAGCUGUGGUGUAGCCAUCCUGAUAAUCCCUACUUUUGUAAGACAAAAAAGGGACCCCCACUUGAUGGGACUGAAUGUGCUGCUGGAAAAUGGUGCUAUAAGGGCCACUGCAUGUGGAAGAACGCUAAUCAACAAAAACAGGAUGGCAGCUGGGGAUCCUGGACCAAAUUUGGCUCCUGUUCCCGGACAUGCGGAACUGGUGUCCGUUUCAGAACACGCCAGUGUAAUAAUCCCACGCCCAUCAACGGUGGUCAGGAUUGUCCUGGUGUUAAUUUUGAGUACCAGCUUUGUAAUACAGAAGAAUGCCCAAAACACUUUGAGGACUUCAGAGCGCAGCAGUGCCAACAGCGUAACUCCCACUUCGAAUUCCAGAAUACCAAGCACCACUGGUUGCCAUAUGAACAUCCCGACUCCAAGAAAAGAUGCCACCUUUACUGCCAAUCCAGAGAGACUGGAGAUGUGGUGUAUAUGAAACAGCUGGUGCUGGAUGGAACGCACUGUUCUUACAAAGAUCCAUACAGCAUAUGUGUGCGGGGAGAGUGUGUGAAAGUGGGCUGUGAUAAAGAAAUCGGUUCUACUAAGGUUGAGGAUAAGUGUGGCGUCUGUGGAGGAGAUAAUUCUCAUUGUCGAACCGUAAAGGGGACAUUUACCAGAACUCCCAAGAAGCUUGGGUACCUUAAGAUGUUUGAUAUACCCCCGGGUGCUAGACAUGUGUUAAUCCAAGAAGACGAGGCUUCUCCUCAUAUUCUUGCUAUUAAGAACCAGGCUACAGGCCACUAUAUUUUAAAUGGCAAAGGGGAGGAAGCCAAGUCGCGGACCUUCAUAGAUCUUGGUGUGGAAUGGGACUAUAACAUUGAAGAUGACAUUGAAACUCUUCACACAGAUGGACCUUUACACGAUCCUGUUAUUGUUUUGAUCAUCCCUCAGGAGAACGAUACCCACUCCAGCCUGACAUAUAAGUACAUCAUUCAUGAAGAUUCUGCACCUACAAUCAGCAGCAACAAUGUCAUCCAAGAAGAAUUAGAUACUUUUGAGUGGGCUUUGAAGAGCUGGUCUCAGUGUUCCAAACCCUGUGGUGGAGGUUUCCAGUACACUAAAUACGGAUGCCGUAGGAAAAGCGAUAAUAAGAUGGUUCACCGCAGCUUCUGCGAGGUCAACAAGAAGCCAAAACCUAUUAGAAGGAUGUGCAAUAUUCAAGAGUGUACACAUCCACUCUGGGUGGCCGAGGAGUGGGAGCACUGCACCAGAACCUGCGGGAGUUCCGGCUACCAGCUCCGCACCGUGCGCUGCCUGCAGCCACUCCACGACGGCACCAACCGUUCGGUGCACAGCAAGUACUGCUCUGCCGACAGGCCCGACAACCGGCGGCCCUGCAACCGCGUACCCUGCCCCUCCCACUGGAAAACAGGGCCCUGGAACGAGUGUUCGGUAACCUGCGGGGAAGGAACAGAGGUGAGGCAGGUCCUCUGCAGGGCGGGAGACCACUGUGCAGGGGAGAAGCCCGAGGCCGUCAGAGCCUGUCAGCUGCCUCCCUGUAAUGAUGAGCCAUGUUUGGGAGACAAGUCCAUAUUCUGUCAAAUGGAGGUGCUGACGCGAUACUGUUCCAUACCAGGUUAUAACAAGUUAUGUUGUGAGUCAUGCAGCAAGCGCGGUAGCACGCUGCCACCACCGUACCUUCCAGAAGCUGCGGGAACUCACGGUGAUGCUGUCUUGAACCCUAGCAACCUCCCUGGAGCUCUAGUGAUGCCUACAUCUUUGGUUCCUUACCAUCCGGAGCCCCCUGCCGAGAAGAAGAAAUCUCUGAGUAGGCUGUCUUCAGUGGGAGGUCCAAAUGCCUUCACUGCUUCCAGGCCACACAGUAAACCUGAUGGUGCUAAUUUCCCCCAGAGGAGAGCUCAGCAAGCAGCAAGUAGGACUCUGAGACUGGUGUCCCCAGCCACCAGGAGCGGCGCUCUCAACGCCUCCUCAGAAGUGCCCACUGCCCGCCUCCUCGCAGUGAGUGAUUCCACGGGUGCUGCUUCUCAGGCAAGAACCUCAAAGAAAGGUGACAAAAUUGCUGACAGGAGCCAUCCGGUCAGAUCAUCCGCUUUGGAAAGAUGA
This is a messenger RNA of Neomonachus schauinslandi (Hawaiian monk seal), 3609 nucleotides long. RefSeq names its product ADAM metallopeptidase with thrombospondin type 1 motif 3 (gene ADAMTS3). Gene Ontology annotation, molecular function: metalloendopeptidase activity. The record is from RefSeq and is a predicted model, not a curated record. The transcript has 22 exons. Gene Ontology annotation, cellular component: extracellular matrix. Gene Ontology annotation, biological process: extracellular matrix organization; proteolysis. Lineage: Eukaryota; Metazoa; Chordata; Mammalia; Carnivora; Phocidae. The coding region runs from base 1 to 3609 and encodes 1202 amino acids.